GCUUGACUGUACCUUCUAUCUACCUGCUUAGACUAUUUUUCUACUUCUUGAUUGGUCGCCUCAACAAAAUCCUCUUGAGUAACUUGAACCAAGUCUCUGAACGACGAGAAGGGCACAGGGAAUUUCAACCUGGUAAAGGAUUGCGGGCAACAAUUUGCCUUCAAAAAGUCCUGGCAGGAUGAGCGUGUGUAUUCGCUUUUAUUGAUUAAUUAGCAUCAGACUGCUGUUUCGGAGCAACACGUUAUUAUAGCAGAGGAAUUUCCCCACGUAAGUGAUAAAGAAGUCAGAUCUUCGCUUAUGGUAGCAAUUGUGAAGUGAUUGUUUUAGUUUUCAGUUUGCACUGUGGUUACGCUUCAGUCGUUUGAAUUUUUCUAGCUGUGGUAUUUACAAACGCGCUGACAUCACUGUUAUGCUCAGACGGGGAACAGCGAAAGACAACUAUUAGUGCUGACCGUGAUUAUUUCUCAUCGUUCUCCUGGUCCAGUGGUCAGGGGAAACACUUGCUAGAUUUGGAAUAUUUCAAGCAGGUACCGUUUUCCGUGUAAGUUAUCAUCGCUUCAGCACCGGGAACGGGAAACCCAAAGAAGCACUGAAACGGGACCUGUCGGCUUUUUGCCCUUUAGUAUAAAUUCGUUUUUGCGCGUGCACGGCUAUCUAUUUGGGUCACCUGCUUGAGCUCCCACGCUUUGAUUGUUUUUCACGUUAAAUUUAUUUUAGCUUUACUUCAUGUUUCCUCUGAGCUAUUUUCUGUAUUAUGUGUUUAGAUAUGAAUAUAAUGUCAUCGUUACGCCUGGAUUAGGCAGGUAAUUAGGCUUUUUAAAACCACACUGUAAAAGAUAGCGGAAUAUUAGACGGGAAUAUGGCUAAAAAUACAUUGGACGGUCCGAGGGAUGAUUUGAGCAAGAUUCCAGAUGAAGAGUUGUUGAAAUUGAGCAAGGAAGAUUUGAUAAAAAGACUGAGAAAGGCGGAUAAUGAGAAGAUGAACUUAAUGGUGGAACACGGCAACAUGAUGAAAGACGUCAACCGUAGACUACAGGUCCACCUUCACGAAAUUAGGGGCCUGAAGGAGAUCAACCAAAAACUGCAGGACGAUAACCUCGAACUAAGGGAGCUGUGUUGUUUCCUAGACGAUGACAGGCAAAAGGGCAAAAAGCUGUCCCGGGAGUGGCAGCGGUUCGGCAGGUACACCGCCAGCGUGAUGUGGAAAGAGGUAGGCAUGUAUCAGCAGAAACUGAAGGAGCUGGAGGCCAACCAAGAAACGGUUGUACGUGAGAACGUGGAGCUAAAGGAGAUCAUACUUAUGCUAGAUGAAGAGAGGAAUGGGGCUGGAUCCAGGAGCUCCAUAGAUAGCCAGUCCAGCCUGACCAAUUUGAACGGCGGCUCAGGCACCAUCCGAGAUGUCGGCGACGGGAGCAGUACCUCUAGUACGGGUAGCGCUGGCAGUCCGGAUCACCACCACAACCAUCCACAUAAACCAAGAGAGGCCAAGACAGGCACCAUCAGGAGGUCAAUGGAUGACCUGUCAGCACCCCACCACCACAGAAGCAUCCCAAAUGGACUGAAUGAGGGAAAGGGGUCUAAAGGCAAGGCUGUGCUUCGGACCCUUUCCGAAAAGCAUUCAUCGUCAUCAUCAUCAUCAUCAUUGCACGAUCCGUCUUCAAAUUACAUCCGGCAACUGGAAAGCAAGGUCCGGAUUUUGGAGGACGAUAACAAGCUCCUGACGCAGCCACGUAGCCGCUAUAGUUUACCAAAGAUACUGACAAAGCAGGGUAACCCUGGCGACCUGAAGACCCUGCGCAAGGGCCUGUCCCUGUACCACUCCGAGUCCCAGCUGUCCUCCCUGCCGCAGUACCCGGACGCCCUGCAGAACCAGGGUUCUGCCAGAACAGCGAACAGCGACACCUCCCCUACAGUGGGUUACCCCCCUUCUGUGCAGAAACCAGAAGCCGUGGUUCACGCUAUGAAGGUCCUUGAAGUUCAUGAAAAACUAGACAAGCAAAUACCAGAAGACUAUGAGGAAGACCUCAGUGAAAAGGAGAAGGCGAUCGUCCGGGAGAUGUGUAAUGUGGUGUGGCGCAAGCUGGGCGAUGCGGCCGGGUCCAAGCCGUCCAUCAGACAGCACCUCUCCGGGAACCAGUUCAAAGGACCUUUGUAGUCGCCUUUCUGGGGCUCAGCGCGAGGGACGGAAUUUUUUUUCAGCUGCGUAACCUCGAAAAUACGGCAAUUCUCAACCAAAAUCGAUUUUUUUUCUCUGACUGCCUACUGAUCACAAGACUCCACCUGCUCGACAAAAAAAAAGCUUGAUCUUCCUGGACCACUUCAGCUACAGCAUAAGAAACUUUUAUUCGUCACUAGCCAACUUUUUGGUACCUCAAGUAUUUAAGACUGGCAGCUAGUUUUAUUUGCCACUCCAGGUAUUGAUUUUGGGUAAAUACAGUGCUAAACUGUGUUUAACUUAUUCCUUCAAUUGCUUUUAACAGUUAUCUUAGAAGAUGGCACUGUGGACGUUAUCAGGCCAUUUGUGGUUUUUUCAGCAUUGACUUUUCGGACAAUCUAUAUGGACGUCGUUUAAUGAUCAGUUGUGUUUGUUCCAGGUUAAAUAAAGUCAAUGGCUAUUGGUUCGUUUUUGAAACCUACUGUCAAAUAGUCCCCUUUACUUGAGAAAUAAGUUCAUUAUAAAUGUAGGAAUCACUUUUUAAGGAAAUAUAAUGGAAUGUAGUGAUAUGUAAAAUACUUAAAAACCAUAGCAAUACUUUGCUGUCGCAGUUUUUUUCUAGAGUGGCCAUUUGUGAGAUAAGAAUUUUCAGACAAGACAAAUCCAAAUUAAUGUAGGCUAUGUUCCCAGAUUAAAAUCUUGUCAACAAAUGAUGGUGAUGUGCUGUGUGUGAAAGUAGACAGCAAGCUGUGCGCACAGUGAAAUCACUAUUUUGCUGUUCAUAUUUGACAAUCGUAUUAGUGGCACUGGGGAAACGGCUUUACCCUCACCCACCUGUGGCUGCAUGGCGGAGGGAUAUCUGAAUGAGGAAGGUGUUAAUUCGGAGGCCUACGCACAGGGCUUAAGUCUACUCAGACUCUCGUAUUUCUCUACUUUUAAUGUGUUUUUUUCCCCCAAGAAUUUGAACCUGUCAUUUUUCAGAAUAAUAUUUCUAUUAUCAGUCUGUUUAACCCUUAAUGGUCUGCUCAGUCGAGCUGUAUCAUUUCUCUGUGAUGUUUUUCCUUGCUGUGCCAGUUAAAGGGUUGAAACACUCCUUCGUCCAGAAUCUUUAUUCAUGCCAUUCAUAUGGUUAUUGUACUUCUGGAGUUCUGAUCACAUAAAUGUAAACGUUGCUGCCACUUUAAACCUAUUUAGAAAUGUAUAUUAUUGGAAUUCUAAAUGUGGAUGCAGCAAGUGACUCCGCAGUGUGAUGGAGUGUGCUUGUGGCUGUUGACUUUUGUUGGAAUGUGCGAACAAAAUAUGCAGGAGUCCUGUGAGGAAGGCUAAGUGAGCUGUUCCAUGUUUGAUUCUCCCAUUCGCAUUGUUUACCCAUUGCUUCCUGAAAAUGUGUACCCUGUUAAUGGGCUUUUAAUGCUGAGGUUUUAAUGUAUAUAUUAAAAAUGACCACACGCAAAUAGGGUCAGCUACGUGUACACUCACCUGAGUCUUCAAAAUAUCUAAUUAAGGAAAAGUGACCUUUGUAAGCAGAUAGACCAUACAACUACUGACUUUUAUAUGUUAUUUCAUUUGGAUACAAAUCAGAUAUAAAGUAGAAUAUUUUCCUAAUGUUAUUCAAAUGCACUGUGGAUGAGAUUUUGAUGUUCAAUUCAAUGUUCUGUUGUAUUUUAUGUUUACCGGAUACACGAUAAACUGGAAUCCUGACGUAUACAGUGCUCUGUAAAUACCACUUCCUCUAGAGUACCUGUAGCUAGCAUGCCUUUAUAACUUUUUUUCAUAAGCUAUAUGUAGCUGGAAUGGACUGGCAUUUUAGCAAGUUAAACAAAUGUUUUAAAAAUCAAAUAUGAAAUUAGGCCACUUUUAGAUGAUUUUGAAAAAAAUAAAAAUAAAGUACUGGCUUUGUA
Anguilla anguilla (European eel) is the source of this 4056-nucleotide messenger RNA. RefSeq names its product coiled-coil domain-containing protein 85C-A-like. NCBI's taxonomy places the organism in Eukaryota, Metazoa, Chordata, Actinopteri, Anguilliformes, Anguillidae. Gene Ontology annotation, cellular component: apical junction complex. Bases 860 to 2155 code for a protein of 431 amino acids. The record is from RefSeq and is a predicted model, not a curated record. The transcript is spliced from 8 exons.